This is a messenger RNA of Cladophialophora carrionii CBS 160.54, 810 nucleotides long. RefSeq lists its product as uncharacterized. The record is from RefSeq and is a predicted model, not a curated record. The coding region runs from base 1 to 810 and encodes 269 amino acids. Lineage: Eukaryota; Fungi; Ascomycota; Eurotiomycetes; Chaetothyriales; Herpotrichiellaceae. The transcript is spliced from 2 exons.
AUGACUUUCACGAUCGGAGACCCAGUACCCACAUCUCGCCUGGACGGCAAGGUCGCCCUCGUCACGGGCUCUGGCCGCGGCAUCGGACGAGGCAUUGCAGUCGAGCUUGGAAAGAGAGGCGCCAAGGUCGUGAUCAACUACUCGAGGAGCGUCAAGCCCGCCAACGAGGCCGUGGCCGAGAUCACGGCCAGCGGCACCGAAGCCAUUGCCAUCAAGGCCAACAUCUCCAACCCGGACGAGAUCACGCAGCUCUUCGAACAUGCGAAGUCGCACUUUGGCAAAAUCGACAUCGUCGUGUCCAACUCCGGCAUGGAACACUUUGGGAGCAUCGACCAGAUCACGCCCGAAGCCUUCGACCAGGUGUUUGGCCUCAACACGCGGGGCCAGUUCUUCGUCGCCCAGAACGCCUACAAGUUCCUCAGCGAGGGGGGACGGCUGAUGAUGAUGUCCUCGAUCUCGGCCCACGUGGGUAUGAAAGAACAUGCGCUGUACUCGGGGAGUAAAGUGGCGGUGGAGGCUUUCGGCCGGUGCUUGACCAAGGAAUUCGGACACAAGAAAAUCACCGUCAAUGUCAUUGCUCCGGGCGGCGUCGAUACCGACAUGGCCGCCGAGGCUGGGUGGAAGUACAUCCCGGGAGCCGAUCCUUCGUGGACGGCCGACGACAUUUCCAAGUGGGUGGCCGAGCGGAAUCCUCUGCAGCGGACAGGCAAGCCUCAGGAUAUCGCUCGCGUGGUUGCUUUCCUUGCGAGUGAGGAUGGUGGCUGGAUCAACGGUCAAACGAUUACGAUCUCAGGAGGUGCUCUGGCGUAA